AAUUAAUUUUAUCUUCUUGUGCUAAUUUUUCGAGUGUAUUGAAUGAAAUUAAUUGUCGUUAUUCGUUAAUUUUGAGGCAAUGCGAAAUUCUUAAUUGCGAAUUUUGAUAAAAGUGUAAAAUGCGUGGCCGUCCGGGAAAAAGGUCUAGAAGUCGCGAUCGUAGGCGGUCAAGAAGCCGUGAUCGUGGCUAUGGUGGAGGUGGUGCAGGUGGCAAUGCCCGGCGUAACACAGCCGGGUCUAACCUACGUAAACCCAGAUGGGACCUCAAUCGUCUAGAACCCUUCAAAAAAGAUUUCUACAUUCCGAGCCUAAUUGUUUCAAAUCGUUCAGUAUACGACGUCGAAGAGUGGCGUAGAAGUAAAGAAAUUUCACUUAAAGGAAAAACAAUACCCAAUCCAGUAUUAACAUUCGAAGAAGGAAACUUUCCUGAUUACGUAAAUACAGAAAUACGUAAGAUGGGCUUCAAAACGCCUACGCCUAUUCAGUCACAGGGCUGGCCAAUCGCUCUUUCUGGCCGUGACAUGGUCGGAAUCGCAUCUACUGGCUCCGGGAAGACCUUAUCCUACAUUUUACCAGCAAUCGUCCACAUUAACCACCAAGCCCGACUGUUAAAAGGCGACGGUCCCGUUGCUUUAGUCUUGGCACCAACACGCGAGCUGGCCCAACAAAUACAGCAGGUCGCAAUAGAAUUCGGACAUUCAUCUCGCAUUCGAAACACAUGCAUUUUUGGCGGUGCUCCUAAAGGCCCACAAGCCAAUGAUUUGAUGGACGGUGUGGAAAUUGUAAUCGCAACGCCCGGCCGACUAAUAGACUUUCUGGAGAGCAACCGAACUAACCUGCGUCGCUGCACUUACCUCGUGCUAGAUGAAGCAGACAGAAUGCUCGACAUGGGUUUCGAACCCCAAAUUCGAAAAAUCAUCGAGCAGAUUCGGCCCGAUCGUCAGACACUAAUGUGGUCGGCCACUUGGCCUCGAGAGGUACAGUCUUUGGCCGCCGAGUUUCUCAAGGAUUACAUACAAAUUAAUGUCGGCUCACUUCAACUAUCGGCGAAUCAUAAUAUUUUACAAAUUAUCGACGUGUGUCAAGAGUACGAGAAGGAGGCUAAGUUGAGCACGUUGCUAAAGGAAAUUAUGGCCGAGACUGAAAACAAAACUAUAAUUUUUAUUGAGACUAAACGACGUGUUGAUGAAAUUACUAGAAAAAUGAAGAGAGAUGGAUGGCCAGCCGUUUGUAUUCAUGGAGAUAAAUCUCAACAAGAGAGAGAUUGGGUUUUGCAAGAUUUUAGAUCGGGUAAGGCACCGAUCCUCGUUGCGACGGACGUAGCGGCACGCGGUUUAGAUGUAGAAGAUGUAAAAUUUGUAAUCAAUUUUGAUUAUCCCUCAAAUUCGGAAGAUUACGUCCAUAGGAUCGGUCGUACAGGGCGUUCACAACGUACCGGCACCGCGUACACGUUCUUUACGUCUAUAAAUGCAAAUAAAGCCGCCGACCUUGUCGCGGUACUAAAGGAAGCGAAACAGGUUAUCAAUCCAAAAUUACAAGAAAUGGCUGACAACCGUAGCUGGAAUAACAGUGCUGGUAGCAGUCGAGGUCGAAACCGAUGGGGGCGCGGACGAAACCAAGCUCGGCGCUCACAUACACCCACAGUAUCGCGCUCCAGCUCACGAUCACCGCGGCGUCACAACAGAAGGGAUCGCAGCCAUUCCAAGGAACGAACAAGGCGAAGAAAAUCAUACAGUAAAAGCCGAAGUCGUAGUCCUCGUCCAAGCAAGUCAACCGCUCAGCCACCACAGUUACCUGCAGUAACACAACCACAGAGGGCGACGUUUCAAGCCAUGCAGCCUACGAAAGCAUACCCCACUGUUUCCACAACACAACAAUCUCAACCUCCCGUGACCGCUAAUGGGUGCACGGCACUACCGCCUCCACCCCUGCCACAGCCUAUGAAAACGUAUCAGGCGGUACCACAGCCGCCGAAGGCGUAUCAACCAGUCUCUCUUCCACUUCCGCAGCUUCCGAAGACCUAUCAAACGCAUCAGCCUCAACAAAUCAGCUAUCAGAAUCUGCUGCCGCCAGCAAUGGCACCGCAACCGUCUCAACUUGCUCACGGAUACCAAAAUAUACCUCCUCCGCCUCAACCGCAACUACCGAAAGGAUACCAGAACAUACCUCCACCGACGGCAUAUGGAUCCUUCCAAUUACCUAAUGGAAUGCCAUUCUACUCUGUUCCGCCUCCACCGCCACCUGUCCAACAAAAUGCGGGGAUGUUUUUCCCACCACCAGGCGGAUUUCCGUACGCUCCACCGCCUCCCGCGCCCCGUAACAUUACUAGUUUGUACUGGAACUCUUCACAGUCGUACAGUAAGUCAAACGGAUUUUACAAUUCACGCAGUAGUGGCAGUGAUGCUCCAAGAGGCAUGAAUAGUAUGGGCAAUCACGAUGGUGGCGGUCGGAUGGGUGGACAAGGAGGUCCCCGCGGAGGCGGCGGCGGCCAUAGCAUGGGCAAUGGAUACGGAAAUCACAGGGGUGGAGGCGGUCGGGGGUACGGCGGAAGUAGUGGUGGUGGAGGAAGUAGAUUUGGCACCCCGAGCAAGUUCGGUAGUAAUAAGAGUAGUACCAAUGGGAAUCGUUUGCGCAAACCCGAUUGGGACAUGAAAAACUUGAGACCAUUUAAAAAAGAUUUUUAUAUACCACAUCCGAUGGUCGCGAAUAGGUCUCAAUAUGAAAUUGAGCAGUAUCGUCGUGCAAAGCAGAUUUCUGUAGAAGGACGUGAUGUACCGAACCCAAUUCAACAUUUCGAAGAAGGAAACUUUCCGGACUACGUUAUUAACGGAAUUUCCAAGCAAGGAUACGAUACACCCACUGCAAUUCAAGCACAAGGGUGGCCAAUUGCCAUGAGCGGUAAAAACAUGGUCGGGAUCGCACAGACCGGUUCAGGGAAGACAUUGGCCUACAUUUUACCUGCAAUUGUCCACAUUAACAACCAACCUUCGGUUAUACGCGGCGAAGGCCCCAUCGCCUUGGUGCUUGCACCGACUCGCGAAUUAGCCCAGCAAAUCCAACAAGUAGCUACUGAGUUCGGAAACUCAUCCUAUGUCAGAAACACCUGCAUUUUCGGAGGUGCUCCGAAGGGACCACAGGCGCGUGAUUUGGAAAGGGGUGUCGAAAUUGUGAUAGCCACUCCCGGUCGUCUGAUCGAUUUUCUCGAAAGGGGCACAACCAAUUUGCAACGUUGCACCUACUUAGUAUUGGACGAGGCAGAUCGAAUGUUGGACAUGGGUUUCGAGCCUCAAAUUCGUAAGAUUGUCGAACAAAUCCGGCCAGAUAGACAAACUUUGAUGUGGUCCGCUACUUGGCCCAAAGAAGUUAGGAAAUUAGCUGCAGAUUUCUUAGACGAUUAUAUUCACAUUAACAUUGGUUCAAUGCAACUUUCGGCUAAUCAUAACAUUCUACAGAUUGUCGAUGUGUGCCAAGAACAGGAGAAGGAAACAAAAUUAAAUAAUUUAUUACAAGAAAUUGGCAACAAUGCAGAACCAGGCGCGAAAACGCUAAUAUUUGUAGAAACCAAAAAGAAGGUGGAGACGAUCACACGUAACAUUCGAAGAUACGGAUGGCCCGCGGUUUGUAUGCACGGAGACAAGAGCCAGCCGGAACGUGAUCACGUUAUGCGCGAGUUUAGGAACGGAAAGUGCAGCAUAUUAGUCGCGACUGACGUCGCCGCGCGAGGUCUUGAUGUCGAAGGGAUAAAAUAUGUGAUAAAUUUUGAUUAUCCAAAUUCGUCUGAAGAUUACAUUCAUCGAAUUGGACGUACCGGACGCUCAGACACUACAGGGACAUCAUAUGCUUUCUUCACUCCAAAUAAUUUUAAGCAAGCAAAAGAUCUAGUGGCAGUUCUAAAGGAAGCGAACCAGGUGAUAAAUCCGAAAUUAUCUGAAAUCGCGAGUCGCUGUGAUAGCUUUGGCGGUGGCAAAUCGGGAAGCCGUUGGGGUUACAGAAACAAUUUUAGAGGACGAGAAAAUACAGGACCCAGAAAUCACAUGCGGUAUGGCGGUGGAGGUAUGGGUAAACAAAAUGGAUAUUCUAAUGGAGCUUACUAAAUCUCUACAAGAAAACACACAUCAGUAUUUACUCAAUAAAUGCAUUCCACCUUCACAAGAGUGUGAUUGAGUUCUGACUUCAUUAUUGCGGUGACUUUUUGUACAUAACUAGUUCAUUUGUCUAGUUUAGAAAUUGAAAUUUUUAUUUCAUUGACAUUUUUGUAUGGAGUGUAUUGUUAGAUUAAGAUAUUAGUUUAUUUAUUCUUCCGUCGUUAGUAAAACUUAUCUCGUGUACAAUCUGUGUAGUGUAAAAUUAAUUUAAUGUACCUAUAUUGAUCUUCAAGUGCAAGGAUACCUAUAUUUAAUAGGUGUACUGGUUUAUGACUUCGAGUUAUUUGCAGUGUCGAUAUGAUCAUAUGCAAUAUAUUUCUCUUAAUAAACGUCGAUUAUCAGUUACCAGCGAAAUAUUUUGCGACUGAAUGUAUCUUCUCAAGGAUUAACACCCCAAAAGCUCUUCUUAUUUCAAUUGCACCUAUGUGUACUUUAAGUUGGUGAUCCUGUAAUUUUCCAUGUUUCUGAAGUGGAGAAGGCACAGGAAUUAUUUCCUUAUUGCCUUCCAGUUCUUCAUUUUGGAGUGUUAAGAUUUCUCAUUGUCAUAUUCGCUGGGUAUCCACAACGGUACAGUAAGAUCUUUAAAUUAGAAAUGUGCAUGUUCUAAAGCAUUGGGUCUUCCGGACUAAAAUGAAAGCUACAACUUUGAAGUGUAACAUUUGGAACCAAGCUCCUUCAGUGUUAUAGGUUCCUACAGUGGAUCAUAACUGUCUUUUUAAAAAGAUUGUCCUCAACGGAUUAACUAUCGCCAAGAUGUAUAAGGUGUUUUCGUCUUGAGCAUUUGCGUCACUGCGUAUGGAGUGUGGACCCUUUGAUUUGGCGUUUUUACAAGGAAUUCAAAUUUGUGGUUUCAGUGACUUUGAUAAAAGUAUGUUUAUAGUUUUUACAUUUAAGAUUACCAAUUUAUAUUCCUUGGGAAAAUGUGCUUCUAUUAAUAUUGUAAACGUUUGCCUGUACAUUGGUUUUUAAUACCAUUAAAAAAGUUUGAGAACAAA
Molecule: messenger RNA, 5140 nt
Organism: Photinus pyralis (common eastern firefly)
Lineage: Eukaryota; Metazoa; Arthropoda; Insecta; Coleoptera; Lampyridae
Gene: Rm62
Exons: 12
Coding region: 120-4094 (1324 amino acids)
Cellular component (GO): nucleus; ribonucleoprotein complex; cytoplasm
Molecular function (GO): RNA binding; RNA helicase activity; ATP binding
Source: RefSeq, a predicted model, not a curated record